Messenger RNA from Tachysurus fulvidraco (yellow catfish), 1665 nucleotides. It is a transcript of the gene samsn1b, whose product is annotated as SAM domain, SH3 domain and nuclear localisation signals 1b. Gene Ontology annotation, molecular function: protein binding. The transcript has 8 exons. NCBI's taxonomy places the organism in Eukaryota, Metazoa, Chordata, Actinopteri, Siluriformes, Bagridae. The coding region runs from base 226 to 1323 and encodes 365 amino acids. The record is from RefSeq and is a predicted model, not a curated record.
CUCUAUUGCGGCUUGUCUCCUGAAGAGCUCUUUGACCAGAUGUAAGAGGCAUAUGAGCGACACAUCCUGUGUUCAUAUGAGGAAGUGUGGGCUCGGCCCUGUGUGAGAGUGCGUGUGUAUGUGUGUGUACAGAGAGUGUGCAUGAGAAGUGUCAGCGUGUGUAGUGUGUUUGGUCAUGCAUAGUAAAACUUGUUUUUAAAGACAAAUAACGCGUCUUUGAGAGUCAUGCUUCAGAGGAAAUCUUCAAAUGCCGCAGAGAAGCCAAGGAAUAAGCCAAAGCGCUCUUACAGCUUCGGCAGGUUCGACACAUCCAAAAAUCAGUCCAAAUUGGAGGAGCAUGAAGGCGCUUUGGGACAGGCCGCUGAUGGCGACCCGGCCGAGGGCGAACAUAUCAAAGGGGGAUUAGGGAAGAAGAUGAAAGCCAUCUCGAUGACCAUGCGCAAGAAGAUGGGGAAGAAAUACACUCGCGCUCUCUCAGAGGAAACGGGAGAUGGUGUAGAUGGAGACCAGGAAGCUGAAGGACAGCCUAAUGUGACUGAAGCUCCAGCCAAAGCCCACACCAAGUCCAGUAACUCUGUGGAAAGUCUCUUCAGUCUCCACAGUGGCCAAAGCUCAUCCAGUAGUGGCAUCACCAGUUGCUCCGAGAGCUCGUUUAACAGAGACAGUCUGAGGCUGGAGGAGGAAGUUCCCGAAACCAUCCAUUUCUGUGGCAAAGCAAAAGUUCACACCGAUUUCCUCCCGAGUCCAUAUGACACCGAGUCUCUAAAACUCAAGGUUGGAGAUGUGAUCGACGUCAUCAGUAAGUCCCCCAUGGGCAUAUGGACAGGCAUGCUGAACGGCAAAAUCGGCAGUUUUAAGUUCAUCUACGUAGACGUUCUGGCCGAGGAACCUGCUCCAAUUCACAGGAUGGGAAAGCACAGGAGAAGCAAAAGACCUCGACCCAAAACGCUCCAGGAGUUCCUCGAGAGACUGAACUUGGAGGAGUUUGUGUCCUCCCUGUUGCUAAACGGUUAUCAGACUGUAGAUGAUCUGAAGGAUCUGAAAGAGCAGCAUCUGAUUGAGCUGAACGUGACCAAUCCCGAGCACAGACAAAAACUGCUGGCAGCGGCAGAGAAUUUACAUGACGCAGAGGCUAACAGUCAGAGAGAAGUCGAAGAUGAGGAAGCUCCGAAAUCUCCGAGCGCAACGGGGAAAGCUGAACCGAACGACUGCCCCAGAGACUCGGGCUGCUACAUCACCUCGGACUGCUCUGACAACAGCAGCAAAGAGGACACAGAACACCACCUUCCUGCACCUCUGUCCUCAUCAUCAGCUGAGGUCUAAUCACACCACAGUGUGUUUCAGCGCUGUGAGAACCUGACCUACAUCUCAGGAACAACACGACCCAGCCAUCAAUCUGUGUAAAUGUCAGGACGUUACUGUAGUUGUUGUUUCAGCAUCAAACUGGAGCCUUCCUUCCAUUAUGAGCUGUCAGUCAGUUGUGCCAUGAAACAUAGGAAACUGAUAUAUACAUUUAUGUGUGAGUGUGUGUGUGUGGGUGUGUCUGUCACUUCUUUCAACAUUCACUGUAAAUCAGAGAGAACAAAAGAACUGUAAAUAGAAUGUAAAUGACAUGUAAAAGAAAUACAUGAACCUUCCUUAAAUAAACCUGAUAUAUUUUCUGCA